Messenger RNA from Dictyostelium discoideum AX4, 2496 nucleotides. RefSeq lists its product as hypothetical. The transcript is spliced from 2 exons. Bases 1 to 2496 code for a protein of 831 amino acids. The record is from RefSeq and is a predicted model, not a curated record. Lineage: Eukaryota; Evosea; Eumycetozoa; Dictyosteliales; Dictyosteliaceae.
AUGUCUGAUAAUACAGAAAUUUUAUUUUGGAAAGUAAUAAAAAAUAAAUUUUUAUUUUACACCAUUAUUUCAUAUACAAACAUUAGAUUUAGAACAAUUAAAUAUGAAGUAUUCAAUGAUAUAUCACAAAUUAUUAAUUCAAAUAAUCUAUCAUUACUAAUUGAAAAGUUGAAUUGUGGUGAAUUUUUAAAUUUUAAGAAUUACAAUAAUUUUGAUUGUGUUUUUAAAAAAAUUAAAAAUAUAAAUGAAGAAAACAUUAAAAUUUAUAAAAAUUUAAUUCCACACUACUCAAUGGUUGAUUUUAAUAAAUUAUUAGAAUGUUCAAUAGAAAAUGAUUGUUUAGUUGGUUUCUUAGUUUUAGUCAAUGAAAAAAGUACCUUUAAUGAAACUAAUAAUAUUAAUAUUAAUAAUAAUAAUAAUAAUAAUAUUAAUUAUAAUAAUUGUAUUUUGGUUAACAAUAAUUAUCAAUUUUAUUUUAAUGAAGCAUUAAAAUAUAACUCAAUUGACAUAUUGACAUAUCUUAAUGAAAAUGAUGAAAAUAAUAAUUUUCCAUGCUCAAUGGAGUGGAAAAUUUUAUUAUCAAAUAAAAAAAUUCAUAAAUCCACAAUUAUAAAAAUGUUAUCAAAGAUUCCAAGGUUAAUAACACUAAUAGAAAGUAGAGAUUUAUUAUUUUUUAAGGAUUCAAUAUUCCCAAAAGAUGUUUUAAAUAUAGAUUUGGAAAUUUUAAUUGGUUUGUGUAUAAUUAUUAUCAACAUUCCUUUUUUAAAAAAUAUAAAAUCAUCAUCAUCACCACCAAUUUUAACAAUUGAAGAAAUUAAUGAAAUUAAAAAUAAAUAUUCAGAAAAAGAUUUAAAAUCAAAUAUAAUUAAUUUAGAAUAUGAUGAUUUUAAUUUAAAAAAAUUAAUUAAAUUUUAUUAUGAUUCAGUAGGGUUUGAUAUUGAUUAUAAUCCAUUUAGAUUUUUAAAAUUUGAUGAUGAAGGAGAUAGUAAUGAAGAAAUUAAUUCUCAUGCAAAUAAAAUUUAUGAAAAUAUUCUAACAGCAUAUCAAAAUCAACCAUCUAUACCUUCACUAGAAUAUUGCAAUUCAAGAUUAUUAGAAAAGACUAUAAAUGAUUUUGGCACAUUGCCAAUAUUUGAAACUAAACUAUAUCCUCAAAUUUUAUUUAGAUUUAUGAAAUCUUCAGAUGUUUCAAAAUCAAGAUAUAUAUCAUUUAUUUCAAAAUUAAUUUUAAAAAAUCUUUUAAAUCCAAUAGUGUUAGUAUUUUUAUUAAUUGAAUAUGAUGAUAUAGAAUUAAUUGAUUUUUUAAUUUCACUUUCAACAAAUUCAUCUUUCAAUACAUCUAUUGAUUCAAAUUCAAAUUCAAAUUCAAAUUCAAAUUCAAAUUCAAAUUUCUUUAAAGAUAAUUAUUUAAAACUAAUUUCAAAAGAAUUAAAUAAUAAAGAAAAUUUUGAUUUUGAUAUUAAAAGAUAUAUUAGAUCAAAUGAAAUGUUAGAAUUUUGUUUUACAAAUUUCAACGAAAUCAUUUUACAUCCAAAAUUUAAAAAUAAUUUAACAACUUGGGUGAAAAUGGACAGAACUGAUUUAAUUGAAACUUUCAAUCAAUUAAUAAAAAUUCAAUUAAAUGAUAAAUAUAAUAUUGAAAAUGAUUUAAUUUUACCAACAAUUAUAAACUCUGGUUUUUCAAUAACCACCCCCUCAAUACCAAAAGGGUAUGGUUUAAUAUCAUAUGCAUACUUGAUUAAAAAAUUAAAAGAAACUCGUAAAAAUUUUAAUAUCUCAAACUAUUUAGAUGAAAAACUCUUAUUAGAAUCUUUAGUUUUAAAAGUAAAUUCAAAAAUUAAUUUAGACUAUCAAUUAGAAUGUAUAAAAUUAAUUAUUGAACAUACAACAGAACAAUAUAAUCCACUUUCAAUAAUGGUUCAAACUGAAAUUCAUCUUUUUAAUAAUAAAGUUCCCAUACCCUCACGAUUAUCAUUAAUAUCAGCACUUUAUUUAUCAAAUCAAAUUGAUCAAUUUUUAAUAGAAUUUGAAAAUCAUUUAAUUAAUGAAUCAUAUUUCCAAUUAGAUAUUAUUUUUGAAAUUAUUGGUAAAAAUAGUGAUUACAAAUUAUUAGGGAAAUUAAUAGAUACAUUCAAUAAUUUUGAAACAAAAUCACAACAAUCACUACCAAAAACAUUUAAUGAAGAAAAAAAACGUCUACUUUCACUUUGUUUUUUUAAAGCUUCAGUUGAUGGAAAUAUAAUUAUUUUUAAAUUCUUAUUAGAAAAUUAUGAUAAUAUCCUUUUCCCAAAAAAUAGUAAAUUACCAGAAGAAAGUUUCUUAGAAACAGAUGAAUCUUUUCAAAGAUAUGUUGCCAAAGCUAUAGAAAAAGACAAUCAUCAAUUAUUUGAAUUCUUUUUUCAAAAUUUAGGUUAUCAAUCAAUACUAUCAGAAUUAGAAUAUAGUAGUAAUUUAUUUUAUACAAUUCAUGAAGAUUUUAACCAUUUAUUCAAAUAA